This is a messenger RNA of Harpia harpyja (harpy eagle), 2413 nucleotides long. RefSeq names its product C-type lectin domain family 2 member L-like. The transcript has 5 exons. The annotation marks the transcript as partial. Lineage: Eukaryota; Metazoa; Chordata; Aves; Accipitriformes; Accipitridae. The record is from RefSeq and is a predicted model, not a curated record.
GGCGGCGGCGGCGGCGGCGGCGAGGUCUCGUUGUCCCCGUCCUGGCGCCGGGUCGAGCUGCGGCGGCUGCGGCGGCUCCGGCGGCGGUUCUCCUCCGACCCGCUGCUGGCCCGGCUGCCGCCCGGGGACGGGUCCCCCGCGGUGCGCCGGUCGGUGGUGCUGAUGGGACCGACAGCGGAGGGAGAGCGGCUGCUGGCGAAGGCGGCGACUUACCGGAGGCGCAAAGCGGGGCCGGAUGUGUGUUCACACCUCUCUUUCUGGAAAAGAAUUGCGGGAAUUGUCAUCGCCGUUGCUGUGAUUUUACUCUUAUCAUGGAUUACCUUGAAUCCACCUAAAUUACCACAGUGGGAGCCGUGCCCUGAUGACUGGCUCUACUACAAGAAGAAGUGUUACUAUCACUCAGGAGCCACGGCAGAUUGGAAUUCCAGUCAGGAGUCCUGCUCUGACUACGGAGCUUCCCUUGCAGUGAUUGACAGCCUCCAAGAGCUGAACUUUAUAAUGUAUCGAAUACGCAUAACAGACUUCUGGAUUGGGCUGCGCAGGAAAGGAAAGAAGUUCUUCUGGGUGAAUGGAGAGUCAUUUGACACAAACUUAUUUCGUGUCAAUAUAACAAAUGACGGAGACUGUGUCCAUAUAGAUUCAGCCUUCAUCUCUACCAGAAGGUGCUCCUCACUCAGGAACUGGCUUUGCACCAUUGGUCAGUUUAGUCCCAAGACAAGCUCUUAAUAGGUAACAGCUGGCUGUGCAAGUACAGAGACUUUCUCCACGAGAAGUUGGAAUUCAGAAUACUGAAAGUCCUUGCUUCAGGAGGUCCAUGAGGGCAAGAGGUGCUGUGGCGAGGAUCAUAUCCGAACUUCUCCAGGAGAAGCAAUCCAGGGAGUAAUAGCGACUCCAUGUGAAAGUGGUAAUUGGUUAAGAAGUAGCAGUACCGAGAGGAAAUGGUGAUACAACGGCCGCGGCAAAGAACAAAAGUUGCUUCUUGGUAAUACAGUUUCAUUGUUGAAACUGCUGAAGGACAUGGCAAUGGAUGCUUUCCUUGAGAACUCUUCACAAUUGCAAAACACAGUUUUUUAGGGCAGCUAAAAACAUUGUUAGAUGGAUAUGAAAAUGGACAUAUUGAAAAUGCAGUUCAUAGUGAACCCAGUGAUGUGUUUUUUCCUGUUUUCUGUGGAGCUCAGUAAUUCUUUGUCUGAGAACUUUCAGUUUGUCUUUGUGGUAAGUGGGUGAGAUAUCAUAAGGUGUUUUGGCUUCCCUCCCCUUCUUUUUCCAUGGGUUUUUCAAAUGUGAUUGGUAUGUAAAGUCCAAGGAUAUAAAUGGGAGCUUUGUAAACCAGGAAGGCAGAUAAUGACUAGGUCUUCUAGUGAAUGGCACUGGUGUUAUGGGGCAUAUAGAGUGGGACAGAUUACAUAUACUCUUCUCUAUCCUUCUGGACUGAUCUGCAAACCUGACGGCUACUACCCAAAACUUCCCUGAAUAUGUGGCUGCAGUAGGAAAGCUCCCAGACUGAAUCACGCACAGCUGUCAUUUUGGGAGGGCUGAGGAAGUCAACUGGACUUAGAAGGGGAGAGACAUGUAUAUGUAGCAUGGAAAGGGUUCUAGGGCAGCUUAAAUUGAGGUGCUGUUGUGUUUAUCUGUUUGUGUGUGCAGGGGAAAAAAAACCUUUUAUUGUCUCCAGGACAGCUGUUUUGUCAAGUGACUUGUGUGGGCAAGGAUAGUUUAAUAGCCCAUGGGACAGAUGCAAUAAUGCUAAAUAGCAUUGCACCUUGGAUUAAUCUGUUUAAAUUCUUGGCAUGAUGCUCUGAAAAUGAGCAGUGGGGGCAUGGGAGGCUCACCUGGAAGAUCUGUGGUUGGUUCCUACCUGGUCAUUCUCAGAUUCAGCAGAUACCUGUACAAUGAUUACUUCCCAAGAUACAUGAUUUACAAAGGGUGGACACCAUCUUUAAAAAUGUGAACGAGAAGAAAGGCUUUUUAAGCCAGGAAAAUGUUCUUGUCUGGAAACAGAAUACUGCUUUAAGCUCAGGGAAGAUGAAGAGUCUGGCAUAUUGAUCUUCAAAGAAAUGGGAAGAAGAAAUUGCAAAUUGCUAUAAAUGCACUUGGUAUUUAUCCAGAAGAUGUACUCCUUUGGAGGGGAAGAAAUAGGUGAGAGGAGAAACUGGAACAGAGUAUCCAAUAUAUCUUGGUUCCCCAUGGUCAUUCCGCAAGAAAGCACAAGAACAGAAGGGGAAGCACCUUGUAAGGAACCGUGGACAGGGUUCAGAUUGCCAGGGUAAGGGACCUAUUGCCCACCACAUGUCAAAAGUCCUGUUGAAAGAGUCAGCAUGAAGUGCCAGACAGGGUGAGCAGUCCAUUUUGCCAUCUCUGUAAAUUGCCUUAUAAAUAUGCCAAUAAAUACUUCAGUAGUUGUUCCCUGUGA